Mytilus trossulus (common blue mussel) is the source of this 3700-nucleotide messenger RNA. RefSeq lists its product as uncharacterized. The transcript is spliced from 10 exons. NCBI's taxonomy places the organism in Eukaryota, Metazoa, Mollusca, Bivalvia, Mytilida, Mytilidae. The coding region runs from base 41 to 3202 and encodes 1053 amino acids. The record is from RefSeq and is a predicted model, not a curated record.
UGACACAGUUUUUUUUAUGAUGGAUUGAAGAGAUUUUGAUAUGACUUGCAAGUUCAGUAAUGUAGUAAGCCAGGUUGAGUGCUCAGAUGACACAGUUUCUUUGAGUAAUUGCAGUGAAAAUGAUAUAAUAAUAGUUUUGACUGAAUGCGGUAUUUUCCCCAACCAUAUCAGCAACACUGUAUAUGAUAUAUGUUCCCGGCACUUUUCCCAUCUCCUUGAGAGAAAUGCCAACAGAAGAAAGCGGGUGUACUGUGAAAUUCCACCACUAGCCAGUACCCACCCAGACACCACAACAUCAGACAUCACCAAGUUCAGGUCCAAGAAUACUAGGAAGAAGGAAAGGCAACUGACUUUUGCAAAUGUGGUCACCAUUAGGAAUAAAAUUGGCAUAGUUAUUCCUGUUGGGACUUCUGUUUGUGCCAACUGCAGACGAAGCAUAUGUUCACCUGUUCCUGAGGAGAAGAUUGAUAAUGAAGAAGAAAAAGAGAUUUCAUGUACAGCAUUCUUGAAUGAAAAGGACAAUCACAGAAGAAAUGUGAAUACAUAUAACAGCAAAAGCUUCUAUAAUGAUGAUCCAAUGCAGGAAAUGUUUGAGACAGACUCAUUUCCCUCUACAUGUGAGCAAGCUGAUAUGUCACAGCAAUCCAGUCAAAACAGUUAUGAGUGCUGUGGCAAGUUGGAAAGUUUAAACCAUUUUCUAAGUUUGUGUGGUGUUGCCAAUGUCAACAUACCAGUUUAUACAUGGGCCUCAUAUACAGAUAAAACAAAAAAAGGGUACAUUCAGAAGAUAAAAGAAGUUGUUCAAGCUGUCGUGGAUACUCUAUUCAGGAAUGAAACAGAAGUUGUUCUUCAAGAUGUUUAUUCAUCAGUUAAUGGGUGCAAUAUUCAACCAGCUGAAACUGAGACAGAUUGUAUAAUAGUAGAUGCUUUGACUGAAUCUUAUAGCAAAGCAGAGUCAUGGCAAUUGAAGAGACAGAUAUUAUCAGUCUUGUCAAAAACUUUGUCAUUUCAAGGGAUGUCUCAAAAGAUUCCUGGCAUCACAGAGUAUAGAUAUUACAUCGCCAAAAAACACUCAGCAGUUUACGGAUGUGCUUUACCUCCACCUAUUACAGAGCAUCACAGACAGAAAAUGGACCCACACAAGCUUGAUUCUUUUUUAGAUUUUAUAACAUCAUCCCACAUCAUAAAAGAUUUGCCAUUUGGUGAGAGAAAAAUGAGAUUGUCUAGUGGGAAAAUUAUUGAAACACCCAAUGUGAUACGAUGCAUGGCACCAGCUGCAAUUAUUCAGCAGUUCAAACAGUAUUGUGCUGAAAAUGAAGAGAUACCAUUAGGAGACAGUACAAUGUUUAAAAUUCUAACUGAAUGUACAGCAAAUGUAAGAAAAGCUUUUGAAGGAAUAGAUUACUUUAUUGCUGAAGGAGGAAGGGCUUUUCAGGAUAUCUGUAAUGUUGUCCAAGAGUUGUGUCAAGUCGGUGCACUGACAGAUCAAAGAGCAAAGGAUUAUGCAGACAUUGUUCAAGAAUGUAAAAGAUAUUUGAAAACAGAUUUCAAGGUUCACAUUUCUGAACUGGCAACUGUUCCUGAUCAUUGCAGAAUAUUUGCACUUAGCGACAAAGAAGAAGCAUUUAGUUGCUUAUGUGGUCAUAAUCAUGAAAUGGUUUGCUGCAACUGUGAGCAAAUUUCUGAAUUGCUGUCAUCAUUAAAUAGCUUGAUUGCUAACAGUGAUCUGAAAGAAAAAGAAGACUGCAGGGAUGAUUACCAAUACAAACUAUCCCAGGCUCAAACCAAUAUUUUCAGCUGGAAGACACAUAUUAUAAGAACUUGCCAUCAAGAGAAAGCCAAAACAGAAAUAAUGAACACCAUGGGUCCAAAUGACAUUUUGAUAGUUCUUGAUUGGGCGAUGAAGUUCCUCCCACGAAGGUACAGAGAAGACCAGAGCAAUUGGUUUGCUAAACGAGGUCUUUCUUGGCAUAUAGGUGUAGCUUUUCGUCGAAGAAAUGUUAUUGAAAGUUUAGCUUUCAACCAUAUUUUCAAUGGUCAAAUACCACAAGACUCGUAUGCAACAUCUGCAGUCAUCCUUGAUAUAGUCAAUGACCUGAAAGAACAAGACAACAGCAUAGACAAAAUCCAUCUCUGGUCAGACAAUGCUGGCUGUUACAAAAGCUCAGAGACAAUAUAUGCUUUGUAUUGUAGCAAGUUUGUAACUUCAUAUGACUUCUGUGAAGCACAGAGUGGAAAGGGAGCAUGUGACCGUACAGCAGCAACGCUGAAAUCAAGCAUAAGGAGAUACAUUAACCAAGGGAAUGAUGUCUUGACAGCAACACAGAUGAAAGAAGCAAUAGAAAAAACAUCCAAAAAAGUGCGCUAUGUAGUUAAAGUAGUUGAAACUGACACUAGUGCUACACAUCCUCACCAGAAAGUUCAAAUUCCAUCUAUAUCAGCCAUGAAUAACUUUGAGUUUGUUGAAAAUGGUGUAAAAGUCUGGAGACACUACAAGCUUGGAGCAGGUAAACUUGUACCAUUAAACCUAGCAGAUGUCAUUGUGCCGAAAUUGAGAAUCAUUGAAAACCCAAGUGAAAUAGUUGACUUCCAUCCUCUUGUACAGUCGUCAUCAUCAGUAUCAUCAUCAUCAACAACAGCAGCAGCAGCAUCUGCAUCAUCUUCAUCAACCCAACAAAGUGAAGAUAUAUUUACAUGUACUAAUGAUGGAUGCACUGCAUCUUUUAACUCCCAUCAGGACUUUAACAACCAUUUAAUUCUGGACAACUGUGAAAUUCAUUCAGAAAGAGUCAGUAAAGCAGAUGUGCUGAAGACUAAAUAUGUUGACAAAUUAGCAGAAUCUCAAGUAAAUUCAAAAGAAAUUACUCUUACAGGAAACUGUGGUGAAAUGGAAGGAGAACACCAUCUAUCUCGUGGUUGGGCAAUAAAAACUGACAGAAAAAAUAAGAGAUUUAGUGACAAUCAGAAGAACUUUUUGAUAGAAAGGUUUAACGUAGGACUUCAAACAGGGCAUAAGGAAGACCCUGAAAAUGUUGCCGUAGUUAUGAGGAGCGUGAAAAAGGCAGAUGGGACCAGAAGAUUUUCAAUUGAUGAGUUUCUCACUCCACAGCAAAUAACAAGUUUUUUCUCUAGACACUGUAGAAAGAAUGGAGCAUUGCGGGAACAAGCAAUUUCUGACAUUGAGAGUUCUUUGCUAAACUGAUUGAACAGAUACUCAUGAAUUUUUACUUUGAACUGUGUUAACUAUAAAAAGACAAUGCCAUUUUUUUCCCAUGAAAUUUAACACUAUUGUAGAAUCGACAUUAAGACAAGUUUCAGGAAUAUCCUCCUAACCUUUUUUUUUUGAAUAAUUUGAAAACCUGAACAUUUUUUAUUUCUUCUUCAAGCUAUAUAGAAUUUUGACUGAACUUUGAAACUAUGUUACUAUAAAUAGAUAAAAAUCCUGGUCUAUAGUGAUUUUAUGAAAUGAUCAACCUCAGAAACUUCCACCUAGACAGAAUUUACAGAAAUAUUCUACCCUUUUUGGGAGUGCUGAAGAACUUUGUAGACAAAUUUUUUUCAAUAAAUGGAAUUUCAAUCAAACUUCAGAACUAGGACCCUAUAAAUUAGAAAAAAUACCCAUUCAAUUUUUUUUCUGAAAUAUUUAACUGAAGUUACUUAACAUUAAGGAAAGUUUCAGGAAUGCAUGCACUAUCAUGUG